Messenger RNA from Tarenaya hassleriana, 3606 nucleotides. RefSeq lists its product as uncharacterized. Lineage: Eukaryota; Viridiplantae; Streptophyta; Magnoliopsida; Brassicales; Cleomaceae. Gene Ontology annotation, molecular function: zinc ion binding; nucleic acid binding. The record is from RefSeq and is a predicted model, not a curated record. Gene Ontology annotation, biological process: DNA integration.
AUGGACAUCCAAGGCAACACCAUUGGAGUUGAACUCAUGCAAGGACGAGCUGCAUCGGAAGCUAGCUACGGGAUGAACAUAGCGGGAGAAAGCGUUGAGCCAAUUGGACCGAUUACAAGAUCUCGUGCCAAGAAGCUACAAGCUGCAUCAAAUGGCCUUAUUCUCCCUUGUUUGAGUCAAGAACACUUGGAAGAAUGUGUUGGGUUGGUCCAACAACAAGCCCAGCCCAUUAUCCACAUGAUAUCAAGCUUGGAAGACCCACAAGAAAAUUUCAUAAUGGCGGUGGAACAAAAUUGCAAUCUAGACAAUCAGCAACAUGAAGAAGCAAACCUACUUCAAAUGCAGGCCUUGAUGGGUGAGCUACGGAGAAUCAUGCGAGCUGAGUUGGAGGGUAUCCAUCAAAGAAUAGACCAGAUGGAAAAUGAGGCGCUUGUCGCACGUAACCUGCCACGACAAAAUGCGGUGCAAAGACAACCUCGAAAUGGUCCCGAAAGAGCUAGAACACCACCACAAGUUUCUAGCAACGAAGAAGAUGUAAGAUCAGAUUUUUAUGAGGCUCCUCGGAGACAAAGACGAGAAAGAAGGGCUCGGGAGCAUGUUGAUGAUGAUCUCAGUGGUAUAAAACUCGAAAUCCCAUCUUUUCAUCACUAUUCUGAGCGAAAGAAAGUGAAGUUGGCAGCCGCUCGCUUUAGUGAUUAUGCACUUGCAUGGUGGGAUCAACUUGUAACCACACGAAGAAGAAAUGGGGAGAAUCCUAUUGAUGCUUGGGAUGACAUGAAAGCGGUUAUGAGGCGAAGAUUUGUUCCAAACCACUAUCAUAGAGAAGUUCUCCAACGAUUGAGGCGUUUGGUCCAAGGUAACCGUAGUGUCGAAGAAUAUUAUAAAGAGAUGGAAAUACUAAUGAUUCGAGCCAAUGUUGAUGAGGAUAGGGAGUCAACGAUGGACAGAUUUAUUGGAGGGUUGAAUCAGGAGAUCCAAGAUCGUGUGGAGACUCAACACUAUGUUGAGAUGGAGGAGUUGCUACAUCUUGCGAUCAAGUUUGAGAACCAAAUCAAAAGAAGGGGGAAAACACAUCAGAAGUUUGGUUCCAACUCUUCCAAUGCUCGGCCACAUUUCCACAAAGAAGAUAAGCAAUUUGGUUCAAAAGUGGCAGCAAAGCCCGAGGGCAAACCUGAUACGUCCCAGCCUAGAAAGCAAGGUAUUUCUGAUGCUGUUCCAUCACGUACUCGAGAUAUUCGAUGUUUUAAGUGUUUGGGCAGAGGACACUAUGCAAAUGAGUGCCCGAAUCGAAGAACAUUGGUGGUUCGUGAUAAUGGAGAGGUUGAAACCGAAGCUGAGGACGAGCAAGAGGCUGAGUCAGGUAAACUGAUGGUGACUAGAAGGGUUUUGAAUCUUCGAUCAAAAGAAGAGGAGAAAAUCCAGCGAGAAAACAUCUUUUAUACAAGAUGUGUUGUUAAGGACAAGGUUUGUAGUUUGAUCAUUGAUAGUGGGAGUUGUACUAACGUGGCGAGCAAUUCUUUGGUUGAAAAGCUAGGGUUGCUUACUCAGAAGCAUCCAAAGCCAUACAAACUUCAGUGGCUGAAUGACAAUGGAGAAACGAAGGUUCAUAGGCAAGUAAAGGUUCCAUUUCGUAUUGGCAAAUACGAAGAUGAAGUGCUAUGUGAUGUUGUGCCUAUGCAAGCUGGUCAUUUACUUCUUGGGCGGCCAUGGCAGUUUGAUACCCGUGAAUACGACGAUGUUUUUCUGGAGGAGAUUCCAAAUGGACUGCCACCAUUACGAGGAAUCGAGCAUCAAAUCGAUUUCAUUCCCGGUGCAAGUAUUCCAAACAAGGCAGCCUACAGAACCAAUCCCGAGGAAACCAAAGAGCUUCAGAGGCAAAUUUCGGAUCUGAUGGAGAAGGGACACGUCCGAGAAAGCAUGUCACCAUGUGCCGUGCCGGUGAUUCUUGUACCAAAGAAAGAUGGUACGUGGCGAAUGUGGUUUGUGGUUAGUGAGCAGGGAAUUCAUGUCGAUGAAGAGAAGAUCGCAGCCAUAAGGGAUUGGCCAUGUCCGAGGACAGUUGGUGAUGUGAGGAGUUUUCAUGGACUUGCAAGUUUUUACAGGAGGUUUGUUAAGGACUUUAGCACCAUAGCUGCACCACUUACAGAAGUUAUCAAGAAGAAUGUCGGGUUUAAGUGGGGAGAUGCACAAGAAGCUGCUUUUCAACUUCUGAAAGAAAAACUCACUAAUUCUCCACUCUUGUCUCUACCUGAUUUUUCUAAAGCUUUCGAGGUAGAAUGUGAUGCUUCUGGUGUAGGUAUUGGAGCUGUUUUGAUGCAGGAAGGAAAGCCAAUAGCUUAUUUCAGUGAGAAGCUAAGUGGAGCGCAACUAAACUAUCCCACUUAUGACAAAGAGCUUUAUGCUUUGGUGAGGGCGCUUCAAACAUGGCAGCACUAUCUUUGGCCGAAGGAAUUCAUCAUUCAUACCGACCAUGAGGCUUUGAAACAUCUAAAAGGUCAGCAAAGGUUGAACAAACGACAUGCUAAAUGGGUUGAGUUCAUUGAAACAUUUCCUUAUGUUAUUCGCUAUAAGCAAGGAAAAGAGAAUGUUGUGGCUGAUGCUUUAUCUCGUCGUCAUGAUGGGUUUUUGUUCCGAAAAAACAAGUUGUGCAUUCCUCAUUGUUCUUUGCGUGAUUUGUUGGUUAGGGAAGCACAUAGUGGUGGUCUAAUGGGGCACUUCGGAGUGGCCAAAACCUUGAUUGUUUUGCAGGAACAUUUCUAUUGGCCACACUUGAAACGAGAUGUCGAACGAAUCUGUGCAAGAUGCAUUGUUUGCAAAAAGGCGAAGUCUAGACUUCAACCACACAGUUUGUACUCUCCAUUGCCAAUUCCUAGUCAUCCCUGGACUGAUACUUCUAUGGAUUUCGUGCUUGGUUUGCCUAGGACCAGAACUGGAAGGGAUUCAAUAUUUGUUGUGGUUGAUAGGUUUUCAAAGAUGGCUCAUUUCAUUUCAUGUCAUAAAACCGAUGAUGCAUCUCAUAUAGCUUCAUUGUUCUUCAAGGAUAUUGUACGUUUGCAUGGCAUGCCUAGGACUAUAGUUUCAGACCGUGAUGCGAAAUUCUGGAGUUACUUUUGGAAAACAUUGUGGUCUAAGCUAGGAACUAAGCUCUUGUUCUCAACUACAUGCCACCCGCAAACCGAUGGACAAACUGAAGUUGUUAAUCAUAUAUUGUCUACUUUGUUUCGUUCUCUUGUGAAAAAGAACUUGAAAUCAUGGGAAGAUUGUUUGCCUCAUCUUGAGUUUGCAUAUAAUCGAUCUGUGCACUCGGCUACGAAAUUUUCUCCAUUUGAAAUCGUUUAUGGCUUUAAUCCUUUGACUCCUUUGGACUUGUCUCCUUUGCCAUUGGUUUGGGUGCACAUGCGCAAAGAGAGAUUUCCUAAUCAGAGGAAAUCAAAGUUGAUGCCCAGGGGAGUUGGCCCUUUCAAAGUUCUUAAAAAGAUUAACAACAACGCUUACCAACUCGAGCUUCCGAACGAUUCAGAUUUGAGGACAAAUCUUUCUCAAGAAGAGGAGAAUGAUGUGGACAUCCAAGGCAACACCAUUGGAGUUGAACUCAUGCAAGGAUGA